This is a messenger RNA of Alexandromys fortis (reed vole), 279 nucleotides long. RefSeq names its product major allergen I polypeptide chain 1-like. The transcript has 3 exons. Gene Ontology annotation, molecular function: steroid binding. Gene Ontology annotation, cellular component: extracellular region. The record is from RefSeq and is a predicted model, not a curated record. NCBI's taxonomy places the organism in Eukaryota, Metazoa, Chordata, Mammalia, Rodentia, Cricetidae. The coding region runs from base 1 to 279 and encodes 92 amino acids.
AUGAAGCUCACUGGUGCUCUCGUGUUGCUUGGGGCUGCCCUGCUCCUGACUUCAGGGGGAAAUUGUGGCAUUUGCCCUGCUUUGAAGGAGGACAGUGCUCUUUUUCUUGGCCCGUCUGUGCCUGACUAUGUGGAAUUUGUGAGCCAGUACAGGAACGAGUCUGCCGUAUUGAAAAAUGCUGAAAAUCUGAAGAUAUGUGUUGAUAACAAGCUGACAGAGGAAGACAAGGCAAAUGUGCAGAGUUUGAUGGAUAAAAUAGAUGCUAACCCUCUCUGUUGA